Molecule: messenger RNA, 561 nt
Organism: Lachancea sp. 'fantastica'
Lineage: Eukaryota; Fungi; Ascomycota; Saccharomycetes; Saccharomycetales; Saccharomycetaceae
Source: the annotation of a GenBank genome assembly
AUGUCGAUCAACGGACUGACGGUAGGAGACAAUGGCUAUUCAGUGCCCUUUCUGCCCUUAGAUAUGGAAAUAAUAGCAUACAAUGCUGCUCCUGUGGUAAAGAUGAAAGUCUGGCCUGUUUCAGAAACUGACGCUAGACGCAACGAUAAGAAGAUCAUCCGCCUUGAAGGUCGUCUAUUUGUCACCUCUCAACGAUUGAUAUUUUUCAAUGAUGAUCGAAAUAGCCAAGAUAUUCGUAAUCUUGUAAUAUUAUUCCGGCAGCUUACACUGUCAAAAGAAAAAGAUAGUCCCAUCGACCUGAUUAUGCCGUGGUUUGGAGCGAACUCGCUUAAAUUCGAAUUUCGGAUUCUAUUAGAACAAGUUCUGAACAAUGGACCCUGGCUCGAUAGCUCGUAUACGUGGCGAUGCGAGCUCACAUUGGAAAAACAGUCCCGCGCAGUUCGCGAUAUUUUCCAGCUGCAUGACGUUAUUAAUGGUGCCUUGGCUUCUAACUCUGUUCGUAGUCCGCCAGGGCAUGGUGGAGACGAGGAAGAAGAAGGCUUACCCAAGUACGCUCCGUAG